AUGUCUGUGGGCUCAGAGAGUGAUGACUCUGUAACAGCUAAUGGGAAGGUUUACAUUCCUGAAGUAAGAAAUGAGGAAACACCAGCAGUUGGGAUGAAGUUCGACUCGCUUGACCUCGUUUAUAAUUUCUAUAAUAGAUAUGCAUUCUUGGCUGGCUUUGGUAUUCGACUUCAUUCCAGCUUUUGGGGGAAAAAUAAGAAAGAGAUUCUGAGAAAAGAAUUUGUAUGUUGCAAACAAGGUGCAUACCGGAAUGAUGAAACUCGGGAGAGAAAAAGACAGCGGGGAAUAAGUAGAUGCAAUUGCAAAGCUAAGAUUGUGGUUGUGAAGACACAUGGGAGCAAGAAGUAUACCAUCUCUCUUUUUGCAGAGGGACACAAUCAUAAGAUGACACCCUCAGGAAGAAUGCAUUUACUGAGAUCACACCGUCGUAUUUCAGAUUCUACAAAAGUACUUACAAAACAGUUGGGUUCGGUUAAUAUUCCCAUUAAUCAAAAGCUGAGGAACCACGAUGUUGAACUAGUGACCGAGUAUUUUAUGGCUGAACAGAAAAAAAAUGAGGCUUUUUAUUUCAAGAUUGAGGGAGAUGGCGAUAACAGGUUUAGUCGAUGUUUUUGGGCAGAUGCAACUUCUAGACGGGCGUACGGGUUUUAUGGAGAUGUUGUUGUAUUCGAUACCACAUUCAACACGAAUAGAUACGACUUGACAUUUGCACCAAUGUUGGGAGUUAAUAACCAUGGUCAAACAAUUGUCCUAGCAUGCGCAUUUUUGAGCAAGGAAACGACUGAGUCGUUUAUUUGGAUGUUUGAGGAGUUUAAGAAAGCCAUGCCAGGUGGCGAACCUAAAACGAUCAUCACAGAUCAAGAUGCGGCAAUGAGCAGAGCGAUUUCAAUAGCCUUCCCGACUACAUUUCAUCGACUUUGCGUAUGGCACAUCACAUCAAAGUUCUCUGUUAAGUUACCACAUUCUGCUUAUAAGGAGUAUUUGGGUGAAUUCCAGAAAGCCAUAUGGGAUACUGACAAUAAGGAUGAGUUUGAUGCAAAAUGGAAUAUUGUGGUUACAAAGGCUGGUUUGACUGACCAUCCAUGGCUAAGUUGUAUGAAGUACCAGAUCAUAGGUUGCGCAGGUCAGGGUGGUUUUGCUCAAGUGUAUAAAGCAUAUGUCAGCUGUAAUCCUGAUGAUGUUGUUGCUUUGAAGAUACAAAAGCCUGCUUUCCCUUGGGAGUUCUAUAUGUAUCGUCAACUGGAUCAACAGAUCUCAGACAAGGAAGGUCUUUGCCUUGUCGACUGGGGAAGAGGGAUAGAUAUGCAUCUCUUUCCUGACAAUAUGGAGUUUAAGGGAGAUUGCCGGACUUCUGGAUUUCGUUGUGUGGAGAUGCAAGAGAAUAGGCCAUGGGCUUUUCAGGUAGACACAUAUGGCCUCUGUGUUGUCCAUUUGAUGCUGCAUAAUUCUUACAUGGAGAUUGAAAAGAAACUAUCACCUGAAGGUGGUUACAUUAAUCAAUCCAAGUCAUCUUUUGAAAGUGGCCCCCACGCUAAUUACAAGAAGUUGCUGCAGGAUUUGAGGGAGUCCUUCCAGGAUUACAUGUGCUCGGACCCUCUGCUUAUAAAGAAACUUAGCGGUUUACUGGUUAAGCAAAGGGCCACAAUGGGUGCUUAG
This is a messenger RNA of Prunus armeniaca (apricot), 1656 nucleotides long. The record is from the annotation of a GenBank genome assembly. NCBI's taxonomy places the organism in Eukaryota, Viridiplantae, Streptophyta, Magnoliopsida, Rosales, Rosaceae.